AUGAAUAAAUCCGUGACGGGUGUUAAGCACAAUAACGUAUACAUCACGCCUAGCCAAGUAGAAUUCACCGAAGCCGCCGAAGGCAUUUCGUAUCGGCAAUGUAUUACCAUCAAGAACGUCGGAAAUAGAUCUGCGUUCAUCAGAAUCCGCCAGCCGAAUUCCAUAGGGUUUGAGGUGGAAACUUGGAAAAGUAACACGCAGCUGAGUCCCGGAUUAAGCUUAACAGCGUGCGUGUCUUACACCUUCAGAAAACCGUCUCUGCUGCACGCGAUAAUCCCGAUCGAGAUUGACGGGAAGGUUCUGGACUAUCGUGUCGUGUGCACGUUGGCCGCUGAAGGCAUCAGUAUCGAGCCGCGGUCGAUAGAUUUCGGUAUCAUCGAUUUAGGCUACAAGUCUGUUUCGAAGAUAAUUACGAUCCGCAAUAAAGGUGGCAAAAGCACCAGGAAAAUUGACAGGUUCUCGAUCGACCUCGGGCAAAGUGACUUGGAGGUUUCGGUGAAACCUCUCCGGGGAACAGUGAGACCGUCGAGAGAGAUGACUCUGCGAGUCGAAUUAGUCGGCACGUACGAAGGUGUCUUUUACAGCGAAUUCUGGAUCAAGUCCGUUCCAAACAUUCGCGUUCCCAUCAAAGUGAACGUCAUCGCGCCGCGAUUGGUGGUCUACCACCCGAACACGACCGGAUGCCUCACCCUAGUCGAUUUUUCGCCCACCAUUGAAGAUACUAGCAGAUAUGACACCUUCGUGUUGCGGAAUCUCUCGUCUCGAGUCGUCAGCUAUGUCGUCCUCGCUGAAAUGGGCAACGAAGUGAAAUGCAUUCGGGAUAUCGAUCAUGAGCGACAUCCGUCUCACAGAGUCUUUAAAAUUCGUCCGAUCGAAGGAUUACUGGAUCCGUUCCAAGGCGUUAUCUUCGAGAUAGAAUUUUCGCCGACAAGCAAGUUAUCGCGACAAGAACGGACAAAACGUGAAAGAAAAUGUCCUGAAAACGGAGAUUUUAUAGCCUUCAUAAGAAUAGUUAAGGUGCAUUGCGCUGAAUCGGGAUUCCGUCGACUUGAAAUGGAAGACAGUCUCAUGGACGACGUUCAACCUUCGUUCAAGCUGCACUUCGACGUCAAGGUGGAUUCUUACAGCUCGACCGCAUCGAGACGAUGUAUCGAAAAGAGAAAGAUUGGGAGUUAUACCGUCGACUGUGCAGUGAAUAUUAUUUUGAAAUCUAAACUAGGAUUCCUGAGCAGAAGAAGUUUGCCGAUAAAAGCGAUAGACAACGACGAAGAAAUCAUGAGACGAAUUCUUCGCACGCCUAAAUGGAAACACGACGAUUACCCGGUCGAUAGACUAGUAUGUCGCGUGAAAAAGCCCAUUCUUGAGAGAUCGAUUUGCACGAGAAAAGCAGCUGUACUGAUACCUUUAUCGCCCUUGCAGAUAUACAAUAUCCACAUUCGCCCAAGCGUGUUCGCCUUUGGCAUGGUAGCGCCGAAUAGUCUCAACUAUCGACAGUUGGUCGCGAGGAACACGAACGAUAUCCCAGUGAUGAUACGCUUAACAAGUUCGCCGGCUGACUGCAUCCGCUUUCCUGAAAGUGACUUGAUGAUCUUGCCACCAAACUCGACGUCGAUGACGAAGCUUGUCGAGUACCAUGCGAAAGACAUUGGCAAGUUUAACGGAUGCAUCGGCUAUGUGAUUAAUAAUAAUCACUUCUUCGAUCUCAACGUUACCGCUUACGUCGUUCAUAAGCAGCUGCACAUCGAUAAGAGAGAGAUCGAACUUGGGAAGGAAUGGUCGAGCGAGGAAGCUUACCGGCCAUUGGCCUCUGUCAUUUGUAUUAAAAACAAACUAGGCGCGAGAACGUGUUUCAGAUGGGAAGUGCCGAGUGCUUCUGGUUUCUACAUAGAGCCAACGUCCGGUGCCGUGCGCGGUGACGCUAUUUUACACGUUUACGCGCAUUACGUCGCUAAUAAUCACGCUAAAGUUAAUAGCGUUCAAGCCAUCGUAAAAUGCGAGAGCGGUAGUUGCGGGUCCUUGCGACUCAGCAUACCGCGAUUGACGCCGAAGGUCGAAUUUGUAAACGACCACGUGAAUCUCGGGGAGAUACCGCUCAAUCUGCCGACCAAAGUGAUCGCCAUUCUCCGAAACUUCGAUAUUAACGAAGUGGCGUACGAGGUGGACAAAUUCAACAUUUCCACUCGAAUUAUCAAGUCUAGUUGGUUAAGUCUUCAGAUGGAGAAAGUACAUCUUACUUUCGAUAUUUGCUGCAACUUUUCCGCCGUAAUCGCAGUUAUGAUUCAAGGGAGUGCGCGAUUGACGUACAAGAUCAACGGUAAAGUAUCGUUUCCGCGAUUAAAACUUCAGCCGGAGCGAAUAGAGAUGAAACGUGUCAGUGUCGAUGCCUGUCAAACUCAUCGGAUAACAGCCACGAAUAUCGGAACGACGAUAUUGGAAGUGCAAUUUUUGUUAAAAAAAUAUCCCGAAUUUCGCAUCUCUCUGUCGGUAAACGGUCAAAGCUCGGAUAUGGAGAAUAUAAUUAUCGUCCCAGGCGCGAGUCGAAGCUUCUAUUUGCACUUCGAACCGGUCGACUUAGCCAGCUACGCUUUCUACUUGCCGAUGAUGAUAAACCAACUGCUGGGGCCGGUAUCGGCGUUGAGCGUCAGACCGUCGGAAUUUCUGAAAUCGCGCGAAAUUCGCUACGCAAAUCUGUCGAACUUUGUGAUAACACCGUUGCCCGAUAAGCUACCCACGCUGUCCGAAGAAUUGUGCAUAGAGAAUCGGGUAACGCGAACAACGGUGCUCUUAAAUAUUGAGGAAUUCAGCCAAUCCGAUUGUCCGUUCACCAUCGAGUGGUCUCGCGGAGCGGAGGUCAGAAGAACGUCCGAUUCUAUCGAGUGCGCCUUAUAUCCCGGCGACAGCGUCCACUUCGUUCUCGAGUUCAAGCCGAAGAAACGCGGCAGCUUCAGUGUCGAAGCGCCGAUACAUGUUCACGGCGGGCUCGACGUAUUCAAUAAAUUACGUCUCGACGGCGAGUUUCCCGCCAGCACGAUCGACGUAGAACCGACAGAGAUAUAUCUCACGCCCGUUCCUUUAGGCAUGGCGAUUGGGAGAAGGUUUAUGAUCCGAGCGAGGCACUUUGAUAACUCGGCUUCGAUAGGCGCGGACUUUUCGUCGGUGUCGCGAUGCCGCGGCGACUACAAGAACGAUUUGAUACGCGUCGAUUUUCCAAAUGGCGUUCUUCCUCAUUCGUGCAUAGAACUUGAGGGAACGGUAACGUUCAAAAGUGAUCAACCUGUGUCAUUUUGCUUGACGAUCGAGUUUCGGGACGAUCGUGCAACUAGCGUGUGUCGCCUAAAGGUGCACGCGACGGCGGACAAUAAUUUAUUGACGAUAUACCAAAUGCGAUUGUUUGACGAUGCAAAACGUGUCUCCAUUUAUUCAUCGCCAUCGUCAAACAAUGAAACGGGCGAUCGUUCUCUUGGACAAAUUAUAGACUCGGAACUUUAUUCAUCUCGAAAUGAAGAAAUAUAUACUAACGACGAUGAGAUGGUCGGUAAUAAUGUACAAACAGACAAGAAAGAGACGACGGAGAAUGAGCGAGUGUUAUUUCGCGAGAGAGAAAUCGAUUCGAAGAAACACUUUGCGAAAUUAUCGCAUCAAGAUUAUUUUAUUGAUGACCGCGUUUGCGGAAAGUAUAUACACCAAGUAACGAUAUCUAUGGAAGAAUGGAUGUAUUCGGGACCCCUGAGAUUUCGGUUUUACCUGAGCAUUCCCCACGGUAUCACUGCGGCUUUCUCAAAUUACUCCGUGAAGAGGAAGUCGAACGUAGGAUAUCCCAAGAGGAAAGAUAACGCGACUAUACCGUCAUUUAUCGAUGUGCUCGAGUCGCUCGUGGGGUCGAAGAUACGUGAUUAUUUGGGAGAACAUUUGCCGAAGCAGUGUGAAUUACACGAGAGAUCCAUCCAUCGAAGUAUCGUGAAUUCGUCGAGCAAGAAACUCGAUAACCGUUGCCCGGAGGAGAGCUUUCUGCUGGCUUGGCUGCAGUACCAUUACGAGCAGCAACGCGUGCGAGACUGGAUGACCGACCACCGCUUGAAUUCGCAAGAGAAGUUAGACGAGCCUCGGUUAGUUCAGAAUUUUCAUCGGGACUUAUCGGACAGUCUAGUGUUAAUUGCCCUUACCGCGGCCUACUGUCCCUUUCUUAUUCGCGAGUGCUUCGGUAAUUUCUACAUCCGCCCGAGGAACAGCGAAGAGACAUUACACAAUGCUAUUUGCUUGGUCACCGCUUGGAGAAAGAUACGAGUUGGUUUUAUAAUCACGCCGAUGCAAUUAGUUAAUCCGAAUGAAAUUCAGAUGUUGAUGCUGGUGACCCAUCUUUUUCAAACUUUACCGACGUAUGUGCCCAAUGCCAAGGAAAAUAGUUCGAGACUAAUGUUUUUAACGGCGGUUUUGCAUGAAUUUAUUCUUUCGUCAGCAUACUUGUUGUUUUGUGGAUGCGCCAUCGGCCCGUACUUCGGUAGCAACCAAUGCAUCGUCUUGGAGGGUCAGAUCGAUAACGUAGGAAUUAUAAAAGAAUACACGGUACGCAGCAAAUUGUACGAAGUCAUCGAGACCAGUUUGAGAAUUAACGUACCUUAUCGAAACGCAGCAGAAUACGAGAUAUGGUUAACGGAAAAACGGCCGAAUCAUCCGUAUACGCACAUCGGAUUACGUUUAAUACAAUGGUUAAUGGGGGACGACAUUGAUUCCACAGUUUCUGAAUUUGCCCAUAUCUUUGAUAACACGGUCACAUAUAAAGUAGCGAUUUCGGACAAAUCGAGCCCUCUUGUUAUACCAGAAUAUUUUACUAUAGAAGGUCGGUAA
This is a messenger RNA of Dinoponera quadriceps, 4845 nucleotides long. RefSeq lists its product as uncharacterized. The transcript has 20 exons. The record is from RefSeq and is a predicted model, not a curated record. Gene Ontology annotation, molecular function: protein binding. Bases 1 to 4845 code for a protein of 1614 amino acids. Lineage: Eukaryota; Metazoa; Arthropoda; Insecta; Hymenoptera; Formicidae.